Nicrophorus vespilloides is the source of this 7403-nucleotide messenger RNA. RefSeq lists its product as uncharacterized. Gene Ontology annotation, molecular function: protein binding. The coding region runs from base 311 to 6892 and encodes 2193 amino acids. The transcript has 20 exons. Lineage: Eukaryota; Metazoa; Arthropoda; Insecta; Coleoptera; Silphidae. The record is from RefSeq and is a predicted model, not a curated record.
UGUUUUUUGUUUUUUUCAGAGAUAGCUCCGGUUCCCCGAAGAGGCGGCAAUUCAGCAAGACUCCGCUUCAAGAAACACAUCAAUCGAAAACUAUUAACAAUACAACGAGCGUAUCGAGCGCGUCUAUAACGAGCAUCAUCGGUGCAUCAUCAACGAGCGACGAACAACGCAACGAAGACAGGAACGGCCUUAAAGAGAAUGGUGAGAGCAGGAAGUCUUUGAGCAGUUCAACGGAUUCAUCGAUUGCUACCUUGACGAAGACUACUAGUUCUGCAACAGUGUUCGUUUAGGAGCGUAUUCGGACGACGAAAUGCCGCACCACGGAUCGAAGCACAGAAAGCGGCGGAACCGCAGGAGAACGCAGCAGAAGACGGACACGGUGGUGGAGGUGAUCGAAACGAGCGAAGAUUAUCGCGUGGAAUCUCCGAAAACGGUGCAAAAAAAGAAGGAAGUGGUGAAGAGCAAAAGUCUGGACAGCGAUGAGACGCUCAGGAUCACCGAGUUGUCCGAGUGCGAAACGGAAACGGAAGCGGAAAGCACGGCGAUCGUAGCGGAAGCGGACGAAGUUAAAACAAGUGUUGUUCCACGAGAGAUGGCGCUUCUGUCGCCCGAAGAGGAGGUGCAUUUAAGGCAGUUCAUAGUCGGUUUGGAUUUGGUGAAUUCCGCUGAGGAAGCGGCGAAAGUCGUCGAAAAUCGAAACGAAUCAUCUUCUACGACGAAAAGCAAACGCGCCAAGAAACGCGAGCAAAUCGCUCAGUACUUCCUUCCGGUUUACCAGAACCCAAGGUUUCUGGACGCCAUCAGCGAGGAGGGAAGCGAUUCGAGCGAUCGCGAAACGCUCAGAGUUCGAAUAAUCGAAGGUCCGACGAUCGAAGAAGUCGUCUGUCGCACCGAAACGGCUCAAUCGAUCGAACGACCGGAAAUCGUGCAUCUGGAUGAGGACGAAUCAUCAGCUUCCGAUUCUCAGCAGACUCCGCCUCCAACGCCAGAUGUCGACUCCUCCGGUAGUGAUUCGACCAAUCGGAGCAGCCCUGUCACGACGCUCGAGAACCCGAUGACGUCUUCGGUAGGUGACGUUGCAUCACUUCUUCAAGACCCGCAACCGCUCACCCUCAAAGACAUCUGCCUAAAGCGGAUGGUGACGUUACCGUUCGGCGACGAAGUGCUCGAAGAGUUAGCCGAAACCGCGCAUCACCUCAUCCCUGAUUCUUUUCCAGCUGCACCGAAUCCGAACGACGACGACGACUCCAGCCGAUUGCUCGACCUCAUCAGAAACACGAAGAUGCACGAGGAAACAUACACCAGCAAUUACCAAUUCGUACCAACCAAAUCUCGAAACAAACAAGAAGAAGAAGUGUUUCCACCACAGAAAGACGCCAUCUACAAAACGACAUCGAACAAAAACGAAACGUCAAGUAACUCGAACAAGAGAGAAUCGAAAGAGUUCAUCAUCAAAACUGUAUUGGAAAAUAAAGAAGCGAAUGGUAAAUUGAUUAAAUCUGAAGCUGACUUAAAGAAAGAAAGUUGCGAUUCCACCAAAACUUUAGUGGAAAAAGAUGAUUUUCAUAAAGAAAAUGUGCGUAAAUCGAAUGAGAAAUUGGUCAACUUGAAUGGCAAUUCGAAAGAAGUAAUCAUCAAAACUGUAUUGGAAAAUAAAGAAGCGAAUGGUAACUUGAUUAAAUCUGAAGCUGACUUAAAGAAAGGAAGUUGCGAAUCCAAAACUUUAGUGGAAAAAGAUGUUUUUCAUAAAGAAAAUUUGUGUAAAUCGAAUGAGAAAUUGGUCAAAAUGAAUGGCAAUUUGAAAGAAGUCAUCAUCAAAACAGUAGUGGAAAAAGAUAAAGAAAAUGCUUCGAAAAUGAAUGGUAAUUUGAAUACAAAUCAAGCAAGCAAUUUAAACAAAAGCAAAUCGCAGAGCGUCGAUGACGUUAUGAAGAAUCAACAAAAAGAAUUCCUGAUCAAAACCGUUAUGGAAAAUUCAAAACCGAAUCAACUGAGCAAUUUAAACAAAAGCAAAUCGCAGAGUUUGAACGAUCAAGGGUUGACAAACAGAGAAAGAUGCGAUUCGAAAGAGGUUAUAAUCAAAACUGUGGUGGAAAAUUCGUCGAAUUUGAACAAAAGCAAAUCGCAAAGCGUCGGAGAUGUUAAGGAAAAGUCCGGAUCGAAAGAGUUCAUCAUUAAAACCGUUUUAGAGAAACCGGAAGUCGAGCGAAGCAAUUUGAAUAAGUUUUUCUCGCAAAGCGAUUUCAACAAUCACAGUUUUGAUAAUGAUACAACUAAAUCUAAAGAAGUAAUUAUAAAAACCGUAGUUGAAAAGUCUACAGUUGAUGGGAGUAGUUCGAAUGAACUUGAGAAUUGUGUGAUGAAUAAAUCUGGAAGUAAUUUGAAAAAGUUUUUGUCUCAAAGUGAGUCGAAAAAUCAUAGUUUUGAUGAUAAUGAUACAGCUAAAUCUAAUGAAGUUAUUAUUAAAACUGUUGUUGAAAAGUCUUCGGAUGAUUCGAAAAUGAGUAAAUCUGAAAGCGUGAAGAAUCACAGAGAAAAUUUAGUGAAAACCUCUGUGGAAAAACCUAAAUUUGAGGAAAGCAAUUUGAACAAGUUUUUCUCGCAAAGCGUUGGAAGCGAUUUGAAGAAUCACAGUUUACUUGAUGAUAAGACUAAAUCUAAGGAAGUUUUUAUUAAAACUGUUGUUGAAAAGUCUUCAGAUGAUUCGAAAAUGAGUAAAUCUGAAAGCGUUACUAAUAAUGUGAAGAAUCACAAUUUAGUGAAAACCUCAGUGGAAAAACCUAAAUUUGAGGAAAGCAAGUUUUUGUCUCAAAGCGUUGGAAGCGAUUUGAAGAAUCACAGUUUACUUGAUGAUAAGACUAAAUCUAAGGAAGUUUUUAUUAAAACUAUUGUUGAGAAGUCUUCAGUCAAUGGAAGUAGUUCGAAUGUGAGCAAAUCUGAAAGCGUUAAGUCUACUACUAUGGAAAAACCUAAAUUUGAAGGAAGCAAUUUGAACAAGUUUUUCUCGCAAAGCGUUGGAAAUGAUUUGAAGAAUUACAGUUUCGGUGAUGAUAAGUCAAGUUCGAAAGAAGUUUUCAUUAAAACCGUUGUGGAGAAAUCUGAAGUGAACGGAAGUAGUUCGAAUAAAUCUGGAAGCAAUUUGAAUAAGUUUUUCUCUCAAAGCGUUGGAAGUGAUUUAAAGAAUUGCAGUUUGAAUGAUAAGAAAUCGAAUGAAUUUGUUAUUAAAACAGUGUUGGAGGAACCGAGGAAAGGUGAUAAGUCUAGGAUUGAUGAAAAUAGUUUGAAUAAAUCCGGAGUCGAAGGAAGCAAUUUGAAUAAGUUUUUCUCGAAAAGUGAUUUGAAGAAUGAAAAAAGUAAUAAUUCUAAAGAGUUUGUUAUUAAAACUGUAUUGGAGAAGGAUGCUAAACUGGAGGAAACAAGUGGUAAAAAGAUUGAGACUUUGAGUGAGGAAAGUAACUUGAAGAAGUUUAUUUGUAACACUGAGAUAUCGGAAAGUGAAAGUAGAUUGAAACAGUUCAUCUCCGAGAAUUGCAAAGAUAUAGACGCGUCUAAAUUGGAGGGUGGUAAUCUGAAGAGAUUCGUGGAGGAGUCGUCUUCAACGAGGAAGGAGGAAAUCAGUAAUCUGAAGAGAUUUGCGUCGGAGAGCGAUCUGAAGAUUAAGCCGAAGGAGUUCACCAUCCGGACGAUCUUGGAGGAGGAAGAUGAUGAGGAGGAUGGAGCCAAAAGGGCCGUUGGGAAUCUGCAGAGGUUGAUGAACGAGGCGCGUUCGAAGGCUCAGAAUCUGGGCGAGUGGCUGGAGACGGCAACAACAACAUCGAGAAGGCGAAGAUCUCUGCCGCACGAGUUCUACGUUAAGCAGAUGCAAUAUUUAAUCGAGAAGGAGAAGAAAAUCCAAGAGGAAUUGGAAUCUCUUGAGAUGGAGAAGCGCAAGUUGAACUCGGACAUGUUCACCGCGGUUCCCGUCCCAUUGAACGAAUUCGAACCGGAGGCGGCCUUGAAAAAGGGUCGACCCAAAAGUACGCCAUCUGUGGAGCCGCACGAGAAGCUCAGGCAGGAGAUGUACGACGAGUACAUGGAUAAGGUGGCGGAACGAGAGGAGCGAAAACAUCACAAGAUCAUUAAAAUAUCUUUGAACGAGCAAGACGAUAUCCUUGCGAAUGGAACAGAAGAGAAGGCAACGAACGAACUUGAGAAAGAGUUUUUGGAUAAGGCGCGGCAACGUUUGGUGAAAGGAGGUGUAUUGUUGUUGAGAGACGAUUCCGAUGAAAUUCAGCAGCAGCAGCAGAAUCACCACCGGGAAGUCCUCAUCCUCGACGGCGAUGAGAUCACCGCUUCCGACAGGAUUCCCAAGCAUCUUCGGGAACUCAUAGAUCAGGAUGGAGUUUGGUCGCCUGGGCAACAGCGGAACGAAGAGUCUAGAGCUGAAGAGCAGCAGCAGCAGCAGAGACGAACCGAAGGGGGCGAACCGAUCCCACCCGUGUGGACUCCGAGGAGCGCCGGUUCGAGUCCGACGGCCGAACGGAAGGAGUUCCGACCGGUGAACUUUGAAUCUCCGGUUUUGGGCAGGAAGACCAGGACCAAAUCGGACGGAUCGGCCACUCUGACUCAAGAAGCGGGACCAUCGUGGAAGGCCGAGCCAAAACCGGAAGCGAGAAUACCGACGAGCUUUUCCGCUCCGGGACCCGGUUUCUCAGAUUGCUCGAGACUCCCCAAAGCACAGAAUCCGACAAUCACCCUUCUGCAAAAGGCCAGAGAGGGGCAAAUACCGAAGGCUUCGUCUGCCCUCGAGCAGGAGAAGCAACAGCGCUGCGCCGCCACCAGAUCAAAUGAACCCCCCAACUUUUCGAACGAUCCAGUGCAUCAGGUUCGAAGCGGCGACUGCGUGAGCGAUUCCGACGGCGAACGACCCAAAACCAAGAUCGCGAUCAACAGCAAUCCCAGCAAGAAGUACGAGGGUAUCGGCCCAACCACCAAAGACGGGAUGCCGAUCACGUUGAGAUCGGAGGUGCGGGACACCAACAUGUCCCAAUGGUACAAAAAGAUGUACGAUACCAUCCACAAGCAGAAACCCAGCCGAUACGACGACGAUGAAUACGUUACGGUCCGCUACAAACAGCGCAGAGGACGUUAUCCUUACACGACCGGAUACCUUUCGGAGCCGGAACCAGGAGCGUACGACAGCGACGCGACCAUGUCCGACUGCAAAUACGCCACCUUGGAUCGACGACGUCCUCAGCCUCCUCCGAAUCAGGAUCACGGAAUGUCUUCCACCCUACCGAGAAACGCAUCGACAACCACCAUUAGGUACAGACCGUCGGAUGUGCAGCAUGCGAACGACGUGUACAAGAACCAGCCGGGAAGAAUCGAAAACUACCAGCCGGGAAAAUCGUCGAUUUCUGAGCACGAGGCGAAGAAGUGGUGGGACGAAGUCAUGGAUAUAUUUGAUGGGUGGUUGGACGAUCAUUCGGCUGCGCCCAGUUGCAACUACCUACUAAAUAAAGCCAUCGUGAGAAGCCAUCUGGAGCAGCAAAAAAGGAUGCCCACCACCAAAGGAUACAUGAGUCAGGCGCUGAAGGAAUCCGGAUACGAGAGCGAUUCCCCUCUAGUUUUCAGGCGUCGCGACGACACCGCCCAACUUCUUAGCGCUCUGGAACAGAGGGAAGUUUACAGGAAUAUCCAGAGGGGCGGCGAAGUCCCGAUCCACGGCCUCAGGAAGCCGGCGCCCGAGAGGCCGAAAGAGCCAGAAGUGCCACCGCCGCCUCCACCCAAAGGACAAUACGAUUUCUCGAGUCCAGAAUCUCCGCGAAAGUACGUCGAGAACGAAGUGACCAUCCACUACAGGACGCCUGUCCGGCAGGAAGUCAAGGAGGCGCUGAGCGAGGAUGAACUUGCCAAGAGGCAGGCGGACGCGAUGCGAAAGAUCUACGAGGACGAGAGGCGCCGCAAAUAUCUGCAGGAGCUGCACGACAUGAAGAGUCGUCGACACACGGACAACUUCAUCCCGUCGCAGAAGUCGCCGAUAGCGCUCAACAGGUACGACGACUUCAUGGAGGAGCUGUCGCCGAGGAUCAAGCCUAGACCGCGAUCCCCGGAACCGAGGCUGGUGGCGCGCGCUCUCUACAACUUUGUCGGACAGACGUCCAGGGAGCUCACCUUCAAGAAGGGCGACGUCAUCCACAUCCGUCGGCAGGUCGACAAGAAUUGGUACGAGGGCGAGAUCAACGCCAUGGUCGGCCUCUUCCCAGCAAACUACGUCGAAAUUGUUCCGUACGACGGAAUAAAGACGACACCUAGGAAAUCGCACGAGGGUCAAGCUAGGGCGAAAUACAACUUCAUAGCGCAGACCCACUUGGAGUUGUCCCUGGCAAAGGGCGAGCUCGUCGUGAUCACGAGACGCGUCGACGAUAACUGGUUCGAAGGCAAAAUAGGUGGACGCAAGGGCAUCUUUCCAGUGUCCUACGUGGAAGUGCUGAUAGACCCGAGCGAUCCACCGCAAGCUCCCACCAAGCCGGUGGCAUCACCUGCAGCUCACUCCAUGCUGCUGAACGGAUCGUCAGGAGGCAAAGAGUCGAUGGGUACGCACAGCUACGUGCCGACGUUCCCCACGCAGGACCUGGGGAUGAGUUACAGAGCGAAACCGGUGCAGGUAUCCGGCUACAGCUCUCUGAAGAGGAACCCGGUGGAAGAUCCUCUGCACAUCGAGACUCAUUCGGAACCGAUACCUUACCGCGCUCUGUACAAGUACAAGCCGCAAAACGAGGACGAGCUGGAGCUGCUCGAAGGAGACACAGUGUACGUCCUGGAGAAAUGCGACGACGGCUGGUACGUCGGCUCCAGCGACAGGACCGGAGCCUUCGGCACCUUCCCCGGCAACUACGUGGACCGCAUCUAGCCCAGCAUCCCCGUAUACUUGGUCUGAAGAUGCUAAAUCUGCAGACUCUCCAAAACCCAAAAAAACGCACCAUUUGCAUUGCGCAACCGGAUUCCAAUCUGAAAAACAAACAAAAACACACAACAUAGCUAACUAUGAAAGAAAUAUCAUUGCCAAUAUUUGAUACACCUAACAUAUGUAAUCUACAUAACUAUAAAUAAGCGUUGAAUCUAAGCUUGUAGUAAGUAUGAGACGCCUGAAAGAAGAGGAAAGCAAUUUACAAGUUUACAUUUAUACACACACACACACAGAUACAUACACAGACAUAUGUACACGCGCCACAAACACACAUUUGUUUUAGUUUCGUAAGCAUCUAGUCACUAGCCAAAUAAUAAUACGAAAAAUAAAAGAAGAAGAAGAAGAAAGAAAUAUAUAUGUAUAUGUACGUUAAGGUCUAUUAAGAUAGUUGGAAAUGUCCGGGUUUCGUUUUCACCACUCUGCAUCAUUCUCUUUACCUGCAGAAAACAAAAAA